AUGGAGGCCGGCGCUGAGGCGGAGCCGCUGCUGCCGCCGCGGCGCUGGCGGGCGGCCCGCGGGCUGUGGCGGCAGCGCGGCGAUGCCCGCUCGGCCGCCGAGGACGGUGCUGGAGCUGAUAAUGACCUUUAUAUAAACCAAGCCAUAGUAUUUAUUGAAGAUGCAAUACAAUAUCGAUCUAUAAAUCACCGUGUGGACUCCAAAUCCCUGUGGCUUUAUCGAUGGUACUAUUCCAGGACUUGCCAGUGGAUUUUGAGCUUAACCAUUACUGUAAUAUUGGCUUUGGCUUUCAUUGAAGAGCCUUCCUCACUCACUGUUACAUCGGAUGUGCGGUACCGCCUUCCUGCCUGGAAUCCUCCCUGUGGCCUCACGGAGAGCAUUGAGCUGCUCUGCUUCCUCGUGUUCAUGGUUGAUGUGUCUGUGAAGAGUUACUUAAUUGGAUGGAAAGAAUUUUGGAAAAAUAAAUGGCUAAUGGCAUAUAUACUGACAUUAAUUGUUUCCCUUGCUGAUUGGAUUGUGUCACUGAGUUUUUUCUGCAAUGAGAGUGUGAGAAUAAGAAGAAUCCUUCGCCCGUUCUUUCUCCUCCAGAAUUCUUCUAUGAUGAAGAAAACAUUAAAAAGUAUUAACAGCACAUUACCUGAAAUGGCCAGUGUUGUUCUACUACUGGCUGUUCAUCUGUCUCUUUUCACUAUGUUUGCCAUGCUGCUCUUUGCUCGAACAAAGGAUAACCAGCAGGAUAAGGAGUGGGUCGUGUAUUUCCGGAACUUACCGGAUUCUCUGACGUCACUGCUGGUCCUGCUGACUACUGCAAAUAAUCCUGAUGUAAUGAUACCUGCAUAUUCUAAGAAUCGAGCAUAUUCAAUCUUCUUCAUCCUCUUCACUGUAUUAGGCAACUUGUUUUUGAUGAAUUUGCUUACAGCAAUAAUAUACAACCAGUUUCGAGGGUACCUUCUGAAAUCAGUUCAGUCCUCCCUCUUCAGGAGGCGGCUGGGAAUCCGGGCUGCAUUUGAGGUGCUGUCUUCCCUGAAAGAGACUCCUGCUAGUGCACAACAGUCCUGUGUGAGUGUUGGGGCCUUACUACAGGUGCUGCAGAAAGCUGAGAUGGAUUCUCGCUGCAAGCAAGCCAUCAUGAGAUCACUCAAAAUGUGCUCCUGUGACCAGCUGUCAGCUGCCCAGUUCCAGAAGCUCUUUGAAGAACUAGACAAAGAUGCCAUUAAGCAACACCCUUCCAGUCCAGAGUACCAAUCCCGUUUUAUGCAGAAAAUGCAGUUUGCCUUUGGCCAUCCCUACUUUGGAUACUUGGGGAAUGUGGUAGCCCUGGCAAACAUUAUUUCUAUUUGUGUGGUUUUGGUGAUGGAUGCUGAUAAGCAGCCGUCUGAAAGAGAUGACUUCUUCCUGGGGGCUAUCAACUGCUUCUUCAUCCUGUACUAUCUGCUGGAAAUGUUGCUGAAAAUCUUAGCAAUGGGCUUGAAAAGAUACUUGUCUUACCCAAGCAAUAGAUUUGAUGGACUUCUGACUAUAAUUUUGCUGAUUCUGGAGAUUGCAACUUUUGCUGUGUAUGGAUUUCCUCACCCUGGCUGGAGACCUGAGUUCAUGGGGUUGUUAUCCCUGUGGGAUAUGGUGCGGCUGGUGAACAUGUUAAUUGUGUUCAGGUUCCUGCGGAUUAUCCCGAACAUGAAGUUCAUGGCUUUGGUUGUUACUACAUUGCUGGAUCUGGUGAAAAACUUAAGAGCCUUUGCAGGAAUCCUUUUGGUGGUUUUCUAUGCAUUUGCUAUAACUGGCAUAAUGUUAUUUAAAGGUGCUGUUGUUCCCUUGGGAAAUACCAGUGCUGCCAACACAACUCAUGACAAUGGCACUCUGCAGUGUGGGACCUAUGAGCAGCUGGAGUACUGGCCCAACAACUUUGAUGACUUUGCUGCAGCAGUGGUGACCCUCUGGGAUGUGAUGGUGGUGAACAACUGGCAAGUCUUUUUGGAUGCAUUUUCAAGAUAUUCCAGUCCGUGGGCAAAGAUCUAUUUUGUAGCCUGGUGGUUGAUCUCCUCUGUCAUCUGGGUUAAUCUCUUCGUAGCUUUACUUCUGGAGAACUUUAUUCACAAGUGGGACCGUCGCUGCCAGCGAGAGUCUCUUUCAGAUAUUGAAUACCAGCGGACAGUUGAACUCAUGUUCAGAGAUGUUUUGGAAGAACCUACAGAGGAGGAGUUGAUGGAAAAACUGCACCAGCACCCACACCUGCAGUUAUGUAGGUGACUGGUGGGAAGGACUGAUUUAUUUAGACCUCUGUUUUUUUGAGGUUGCCAGCUGGAAGAAACUGAAUGGAUUUUCUGUGAGAUGCUGUUAGGAGAGGGGCUUGUAGGACACUAUGUGAGGUUUUGCUUGGGAAUUCUCUGCAGAAAGUUUUUUUUUUUAUUUGGGAUUCAUAUCUUUUUUUGAAAAAGAUUUGAAUCUUGCUAACUUGAUUUUAAGUUGCAAUUUUAGAAGGAGUACUGAAGCUGUUAUUUUUAUAGGGUGUUGAUAUCAGAAGGUUUUAUUUACUUUUUUUAGUAGGGAAAUUCUGUUUAAAAUGACAGUGCACUUUAAAACAUGAACUUUAUAACCACUAAGCCUGCUACUUUUUUCAGCACAAGAAAAUGGAGCUGCCUUUUCUGGCAGGCAAAUGUAGCAAGGGCUGUGCCCUGCGAUUCAUGAAUGGAUUAGGCAGGACCAGAACAAAAUCCUUAAUCUUCUUGUAGUGAGAGCUGAAACACUAUUUUUAUUGUAAUGUGACACCAGCAUAUCUUACCGAAUUUUCGGGAGUUAAGCAUGUCAGAACACAAUCAAUUCCAGCUUAGUAACAGGGACUGCCUGCUUUGCACAUCCUCUGUUUUAAUUUGCUUUCCAUGGGGGGUUUGUGCUGAUUCUGCCAUUCAGGUCACUGAGAGCAGUUGGAAACUGGACUGGAGCAAUUGCACUUGUGGUUUUCAAUGUGGUAAAACUGAGCUCUCUUUCAGAGUCAAUAUUCUCAUGUUGCUCUUUACUGAACCUCUUCCUUUUACUUUCAUCCAAGUCCUGUUGCACACUGUGUUGUAUUCCAUGAAAAAGCUUAGGAGAACAAACUUUGGCUGGGUUGUUGUACCAUGAUCACUGGAGUCACCCACUUUGAUUAUCCCAUUCAGCCUUUUUUUUUCCACUCCCCCUUAAAGUGCUUAACAGUUGAAAUUUUAAUUCAAGCCUGUGGGAAUUGAAGGUGCUCAACCUGUACUGCAGGAUCACAUGCUUUUAUAGCUUAAUGACCACAUGCUGUGUACCACUAACUUUCACCUGGGUAAAACUUUUUGGGUAAAUAAGUUUCUCAACAAAUCCAAAGUGGAGGAUUCACAGUAAGCUAUGUCCACAUGCUCUUUGUUAUCCCUUGGUGUACCUCUGAAGAGGUGUUUUUGCUUGAAUCUCUAUCACAUAACUAGUAAACUGCUGUGAAGAAUAAAAUCUACCACAACUACUGUUGUAUAUGUAAAAAUGAAACUGCUCUUUGGGGCACAGCCUUCUCAUGGAGACACUUAUCACCAAAAUAGACAUUAUCGUGGUCAUCUCUGUAUUGACAAAGGCUUGAGGGAGGGAAUUGGCUACUAUUUUUAAGUCCCUUAAUUGUUUUUUUAGUUAAAAAACAUUUUUCAAAAGUGCCAAACAGUCAUCCUCUGUACCUUUCCUCAUCUUUUUUCAUAAUUUUCUAUUUUUCUCUGUCCUGCAUGAAGGAGAGCAAAAUAUCCAGGAUGGUGCAUUUGAGGUCAAAACCAUAUUUUUGCCUUGUUGUCUCACUGUUGAGAAAUUAUUUAAUGAGUCUUUCUGUCUGUUUCUUUUCCUUUUUGCUUGUAUUUUGCUUGUAUUUUCUUUGUACUGUGGAAAAAAAUGUUGCAGCUUUCAUAUGUGUAGAACAAACGUGAGCUGAGUUCUGAGCUACUCCUGCAGUCUUUCUUUGCUUCUGUAAUCCUGCCUCUUAAGCCAUGCCCUUGUCUGUGUGCAGUCUCUUGUCUCUGUUCCAGAUUAAGCCACCCAGUAACUCACUUGCACUGGUUUCAGUGGCAUCAUCAUCCAGUGGUGUUCAAAGUUCAUAGGUCGGGGCAGUCCUAUUCCUUCAGACUUGCCAUGCUUGGGCUUGUUUUGUAGCAAAAUACAAAACAAAACAAACUGCAAAAAAAACACAAAGAAAACUAAAACAAACGUUUUUGCUUGAAGACUCAGCUUGAUUCAAGCUUUCCUGGGGUAAAUGGUUCUUUCUCAGAGAAGUAAAGCUGUAGAUUAUUUCUAGAAAAAACUUUUUAGGAUAAAAAGUCAGUCAUGCACUUAAAAUACUCAUCAUCACAAACCUAUAAAGGCAUCAGCACACAGUUUUUCUAGUUUUGAGUUUGUUCUGUUCAGUAUGGCUUCAUGUCAGGAUGGUUUCUGUUCCUUCUAGCAUGAUGUAUAAUCACUGCCACCAGUGUAUUGGAACUUAUUACACAGUGGUUAAACAUUCUUAUUUUACCUUUUUACUGCAAAAAAAAAAAAAUUGUUUUCCACUUUUCUGAAUACUUAAAGUAGCUUUGCCUUGCCAAAAAGAAAGUGUCCAAUUCUUACCAGCCUACAAGUGUGAUUUUUUUUUUUUUGACCUCUUAAGGUUCUUCAGGGUUUUGUGGUUGAUUUUUAUUUCUUUUUGUUACAUUACACUAUAGUCUACCAAAGCAACACAAAUUGGUGUGGGAUUACCAUAAGCCUCACAACUGUCUCUGUUAUUUCAUCUUUACAUCUGGACAAAUGUGGAGAAGGCAUUCUGAAGGGAAUAGUCUUUCUUGUUCUUGUUUCACAUUUGUGUAAUUGACUGAGAUUGUAAAUAGAAUUUAAAUACAAAAUUAUGCUACCUUAUGUCACUUAAACCAGGAGAUGUAAAUGACCACAAAUCUUACGCAAUAAUUGUAUAAGUCAUGAAAAUGAAUGUACGUUAUUAGGUAAAAUUUGAGAUUUGCAUUAUUAAAAAAAGUUUUUUCUUCUUAAACCAUGAAAAUAACUGGGGUGUGGAAAUUAUUCUUGUGGUUUGUUUUUGCCUUUCUCUUGCUACUGAUUUCUGCAGUGCUGGACAUCUCUGUUCCCAUUGUUUUUGCCAGUUAAGGGCUGGGCCUGUAGAGGAACUUACAUGCAAGUGAGAUGUAAGUGCUUGGUUUCAAAAUGCAGACCUAAUGGAUGUUGCUCUGUUAUUUUUCAGUUCUAGAGGCACAUAGCAUCCUCUGUAGGUACUUGGCACACUCAGUUUCUAAGGUGAAACCUCAUUGGAACCAAGCAUUGAUGGUUUUGAGCAGGUUGAUUUUCAUUUGCGUUUCUGUCUCUAUAAACCAGGUGUUCCUUCAUCUCUCUUUUCCCCAAGUGAUCAGUGGAAAAGCAUUCUCAUAGCAUUUCAACUGGGGCAGAUUUUGCACGUAAUUUAGCAGAGUCCAUGAUAUUCUUUGGUAGUAUAUUCUGGUUUAGAGGAUGGUGGGGUUUUACUAAGGACAGAACAAAAUUGGUUCUGGAACAAGUUGAUGUCUCUGACAAUGUUUGUUGUAGAUGCUUGGGUGGAGCAUGUGAAAGCCAAAGCCAAAAGAAGAACACCUUGUGUUAUUAAAUCAGGAUCAGAUUUUUCUAGCUUCUGGAGGAAGACCUUAGUCACUUAAUUAAGGGUAAUCUGAGAUGCCUCAUGUAUUUAUUUUUCCUUCCUGAUUUGCUAUGAAUUUUUAUUGCUUAAAGAUCUAGGAGUGGAGGGAGAGGAAGGAUUCAACUGAAGUGUUCUUUAUUCUUUCAGUAAAAAUACAGAAAUACAGUGAUGAAACUCACAGGCACACUCAACUAUGAACUUGACACGUUUUGGGGAAUAUUGCUUUGCAUCCCUCCAGCACUUUUUAAAGUGCAGAAAAAAAAAAUAAAAAGGAUGUAUAAAGCUAGAAGAAAAAGGAGGGCCUAUAGGAAAAUGAUUCAGGGUAUGAAUUAGUUACCUUCACCUCAUGUUUCAGAGCUCUUACCUUGCUAGAU
Messenger RNA from Catharus ustulatus (Swainson's thrush), 6012 nucleotides. RefSeq names its product two pore segment channel 2 (gene TPCN2). Gene Ontology annotation, biological process: monoatomic ion transport; transmembrane transport. Gene Ontology annotation, cellular component: lysosomal membrane. Gene Ontology annotation, molecular function: voltage-gated channel activity; monoatomic ion channel activity. The record is from RefSeq and is a predicted model, not a curated record. Lineage: Eukaryota; Metazoa; Chordata; Aves; Passeriformes; Turdidae.